GGACGAAGCUUGGACUUUAGUGAUCCGUGAACGUCAUUCGCGUUGCAGCUCCGCUGGUCCCCUCACACCAGUCUGGUCGGGUUCACAGUGCCCUUGAGCCGAGGAUCAGUCUAAACAAUGCUCCAGAGUCAGGUAGCUAGCAGCCAGUGCCCGCCGUCUCGAUACGCCAGCUUCCUCGGUGUAGAAGUCGGUCCAAUGGUGAGCUCAGCCGGACCCUCCCGAAUUAUGUAACUGGAGUAUAAAGCUUGCAGAUCUGGGGUAUGGGGUCGGCUCUUUCCAUACUUAAGAAGCUGGUUUGUCCACCUUGUACGCGUCAGUCUUGGGUUUGAUUUCAUACUUCAAGAAAGCUUCCCCUAUAGUCCUCUUGUUCUUCCUUCUCUGAAGAUUGUUGAAGUCUUUCUUUGUAGCAUCAAACAUUUACACGCCAUUAUCAAUUUUUUUAUACCAAACGUCACUAUGGCAAACAUCGACGCUGAAGAAGCGCAGUACCAGCAGGAGAUCGAGGAGGUUCAGAAGUGGUGGAGUGACUCAAGAUGGAGAUACACGAGGAGACCAUUCACUGCCGAGCAGAUUGUCAACAAGAGAGGCAACCUAAAGAUUACCUACCCAAGUAAUAGCCAGUCGCAGAAGCUUUGGAACAUCGUAGAAGAGCGAUUCAAGAAUAAGGAAGCAAGCUACACAUAUGGCUGUCUUGACCCGGUUAUGGUCACACAGAUGGCGAAGUAUCUAGAUACAGUCUAUGUUUCCGGAUGGCAAAGCUCGUCAACAGCAUCUUCAACCGACGAGCCAGGCCCAGAUCUAGCAGAUUAUCCUUCAACUACUGUGCCCAAUAAGGUUGGACACCUUUUUAUGGCCCAGCUUUUUCACGACCGCAAACAACGCGAGGAACGUUUGACGACUCCAAAAUCCGAACGGGCGAAGGUCGCCAACACCGAUUUCCUGCGACCCAUCGUUGCUGAUGCAGACACUGGACACGGAGGUCUCACAGCUAUCAUGAAACUCACCAAGCUGUUCAUCGAGAAGGGCGCUGCUGGUAUUCACAUCGAAGACCAAGCUCCAGGAACGAAGAAGUGCGGACAUAUGGCUGGGAAAGUGCUGGUGCCAAUCAGUGAGCACAUCAACCGCUUGGUCGCUAUUCGGGCCCAGGCAGAUAUCAUGGGCACCGACCUACUUGCUAUCGCCCGUACCGACUCAGAAGCUGCCACUCUCAUCACUUCGACCAUCGAUCCUCGCGACCAUCACUACGUACUGGGAUGCACAAAUCCUGCGCUCCAGCCGCUCAGCGAUCUCAUGUAUGCUGCUGAAGCAGCUGGCAAGAACGGCGAUCAGCUUCAAGCGAUUGAGGAUGCCUGGGUAGAGCAGGCCAACCUGAAGCUUUUCCCUGCCGCCGUCGUAGACACAAUCAACGCUGGCGUACAUGUCAAUAAGCAAGGUCUCAUUGCGGAGUUCUUGGAGAAAAGUAAGGGCAAGAGCAAUGCGGAGGCACGUGCCAUCGCAACAGGCUUGACCGGUGUGGAUGUAUACUUCAACUGGGAUGUUGCAAGGACCCGAGAAGGUUUUUACAGGUAUCAGGGCGGCUGCCAAUGCGCCGUCAACCGUGCGGUUGCCUACGCACCAUACUGCGACAUGAUCUGGAUGGAGUCCAAGCUUCCUGACUACGCUCAGGCAAAGGAAUUUGCUGAUGGUGUACACGCCGUGUGGCCAGAGCAGAAACUAUCCUACAAUCUCUCACCAUCCUUCAACUGGAAAGCCGCUAUGCCGCGCGAUGAGCAGGAGACUUACAUUCAGCGUCUCGCGAAGUUAGGUUACUGCUGGCAGUUCAUCACACUUGCUGGUCUGCACCAGACUGCUCUCAUGGCCGACACCUUUUCCAAGGCAUUCUCAAAGCAAGGAAUGCGUGCCUACGGCGAAAUCAUCCAGGAGCCUGAGGCAGAUAACAAGGUCGAUGUUCUGACGCAUCAGAAAUGGAGUGGAGCUAAUUACGUCGAUAACAUGCUAAAGAUGGUUUCUGGUGGCGUCAGCUCGACGGCAGCAAUGGGUAAGGGUGUCACGGAAGACCAGUUCAAGUAGGAAGAUGUCGGAGUGAAGGCCUGUGUGAUUAGUUGAAAAUAAUUAUUAUUUCACCUGAAGGAUUCUUCCGGUAUGUUGUU
Dothidotthia symphoricarpi CBS 119687 is the source of this 2150-nucleotide messenger RNA. Its product is annotated as isocitrate lyase and phosphorylmutase. The transcript has 5 exons. Bases 457 to 2070 code for a protein of 537 amino acids. Lineage: Eukaryota; Fungi; Ascomycota; Dothideomycetes; Pleosporales; Dothidotthiaceae. The record is from RefSeq and is a predicted model, not a curated record. Gene Ontology annotation, molecular function: isocitrate lyase activity. Gene Ontology annotation, biological process: carboxylic acid metabolic process.